CCGGGGCCUGGAUUGCAUCACUCGGCCAGGGGGCUGGAAGGGUGCAGGGCUGGUGCCACAGAGCAGUACAUAAGCCGCGCACCAGCCCCAGUGCAAGAAUGCAGCGGCGAGGAAACGGGGGAGCCUCCCAGGCUGCGAGGGAGUGAGUGAGUGCUGCCAGGUCGGGGCUGACUUUGCUCAGAGAGGAGCCGCAGCAGUGCAGAGCCGCCGUCAGGGGGCAAGGACAGACCCUCCCGGACUCCGGCCCCAGCCGGCUUGCAAACAAGCUCCAGGCCCUGCGGAUUCCAGAAGACUGAAGAAGGAGAAUGAAGGCCUUCUGGACCCUCUGGGCUAUCUUGCUGUUGGCAGACGGGACGCUUGCUGCCCGGGCAUCCCGCACGCGCAGGGAGCUGGCCCCAGGAUUGCAUGAGCGGGGGAUCCGGGACGCGGGGGGCUCUUACUGUGAACGGCAGGAUGCCUGUUGCCAUGGGAGAAACGAUGGCUGCACGGUGCCCUACCUGGACACCAUUUGCUACUGCGACAUUUUCUGCAACCGCACCAUUUCUGACUGCUGCCCUGACUUCUGGAACUACUGCCUGGGCAUUGACCCCCCAUUCGUUGUACAAAGAGCCUGCAUCCGUGAUGGGCAGAAAUUUCCAUCAGGUGCGACCUAUAGAGAUAACUGCAACCUCUGCACCUGUACUGGCAACGGGCAGUGGGCCUGUGAAAACCACGCCUGCCUCAUCAAUGGCGAUAUGAUUGAUGCCAUCAACAGAGGGAAUUAUGGCUGGAGAGCGUCCAACUACAGCCAGCUGUGGGGCAUGACGCUGGAGGAGGGGAUCCAGUACCGGCUGGGCACCAUCAAGCCUCCCACCGCCGUCAUGAAUAUGAACGAGCUGCAUAUGAACAUGGAUGCCAACGAGGUGCUGCCCUCUUCUUUCAAUGCUGCACAAAAAUGGGCCGGGAUGAUCCACGAGCCACUGGACCAGGGCAACUGUGCCGGCUCCUGGGCCUUCUCCACUGCAGCGGUGGCCUCAGACCGGAUUUCCAUCCACUCCAUGGGACACCUGAAGCCGGCUUUGUCCCCGCAGAACCUUCUCUCCUGCAACACCCGCCACCAGCAAGGCUGCCAGGGGGGCCGAGUUGACGGGGCCUGGUGGUUUCUGCGGAGGAGAGGGGUGGUGACAGAUGAAUGCUACCCCUUCAACAACCAGCAGAAGGACAGCCUGCCCCCUUCCCCUCCCUGCAUGAUGCACAGCCGGUCCACAGGCAGGGGGAAGAGACAGGCCAUGCAACGCUGCCCCAAUCCGCAGGUGCACUCCAACGAGAUCUACCAGUCCACUCCUGCCUACCGCCUCUCCUCCAGCGAGAAAGAGAUUAUGAAAGAGUUAAUGGAGAACGGGCCGGUGCAAGCCAUCAUGGAGGUGCAUGAAGACUUCUUCAUGUAUAGAAGCGGCAUUUAUCGGCACGCGCCUGUAGCAGCAGGGAAGCCGGAACAGUACCGACGGCACGGCACCCAUUCCGUCAAAAUCACAGGGUGGGGAGAAGAAGGAACACCUGGUGGACAAGUCCAGAAAUACUGGAUCGCUGCCAACUCCUGGGGCAGGCACUGGGGUGAGGACGGCUACUUCCGCAUUGCCCGUGGGUCCAAUGAAUGCGAGAUAGAGACCUUUGUGGUGGGCGUCUGGGGCCGGGUUGGCAUGGAAGACAUGCACCACAAGAAGUGAAGAGGUUGUAGGGGGCACCUCACGCCGGGUCACCAGAGAACGUUCUUCCUUCUGUAGCCCCCGCCCUCUUCUUCUCUGGAAAAAAAAAAACAAAUGUCUGGGAUCUGGCUCCAUUACAGGACAGCACGCAGCUGACUGCGUCCAUCCCCAAACAAAAUGGUGCUCAGCGGGGGUCUCUGGAAGGCUGGGUGAUGCCUAGAGGCCUUGGGCUGGUAAGGGGCUUGGGAUAGUCGUCCUGCCGCAGAGCUUUGGAAGUCCCUUAAGAAUUCAUGAAAUUGCUGCCCAGAAGAAAGUCUUUCAAAAGUUAAGAAGGACCAAGGGAGGCCAUCGACUCGGGCCUCCCCCCCCCGCCAAAGCAGGAUUCUCUGCCCGUUCGCCCACCAUGCACUCAAGACCAGAACCUUCCCCACAGAAAAACUGGGAGCAGAUGGCCAACCAACACGCCAAGAUUGCCUAGAGGGCGGAUAGCGUCAGGCAGCUCGGGCAAGCGAGACAAGCCUCGUGCUGCUGCAGAGGGCAGACGAGACACUUCUGUGGAAUCCAAGUUCUCCCUCACAUGCCAUGUUUCUGGAGACAUUUUGGAAGUGUUUCCCCCUCUGGCCUGUCCUUUUCCAGAUGUUUGGGCAGGUGUUGUCAGUGGUGGCCACUGUAAAACCAAGAGUUCGCAGCUUCUCACCUCAAACCCCUUCAGACCUCAGGUAGCGUGGAUCUUUUACUCGCUGCUCUCCUUUGCACAUGUCAGCAUUCUAGUCCCUGUGGAGAACUAAAGAAGCAGCAGCAGCAACCAGGCCUCACAACUUGAAAUAUGUUUCAAGCACUCCAAAGUCUGCUUCUUUCCUGGAUGUCUGUUCCUCAGCCUAUCCAACUUAGCAGAGUGGAUGCUGAAUCUCACCCAGGCAAUGGAAGAGUCUGGAACUUUAAGUCUGAAACUGAAUGCCAGGAAAUUUAGGGCUGACAAGAGGGAGUAUUUUUUCAUACAGUGCAUAAUUAAUCUAUGGAAUUCUCUGCCAUGGGAUGCGGUGAUGGCCACUAGCUUGGAUGGCUUUAAAAGGGGCUUAGACAAAUUCAUGGAGGUCAGGUCUAUACAUGGCUACUAGUCUGGUGGCUAUAGGCCACCUCCAGCCUCAGAGGCAAUGCCUCUAAAUACCAGUUGCAGGGGAGCAACAGCAGGAGAGAGGGCAUGCCCUCACCUCUUGCCUGUGGGCUUCUCAGAGGCAUCAGGUGGUCCACUAUGGGAAACAAGAUGCUGGACGAGAUAGGCCUUGGGCCUGAUCCAACAGGGCUGUUCUUAUGUCAGCUUGACUCUUUAAGAGUCAUCUAAACUCACAGAGAACACAAAAGAGAAAUGUCUGUUGCAGUUUAGACAAGCAUUUCUAGAACUGCUUGGCUGAGCACACCAUAGCUGUUGGGCAAAUCCAGAAAUAUAUCCAAGGCUGUGGGCUUUUCUUGACAAGUUUGCUCAAGCAUGUGUAGAGUUCAUCUUAUCUUGGGAGAUAUCUCUAAUACCAUGCCUGACUUGUGGAGCAAACUGCUGGGCUUAAAAGAAAAUGGCACAUUUGGGAGAUUAUAUUAGGCAUCCUUUGGAAAGAUUUUCAUCAGGAAAGUGGCAUGGAGGUAAAAGGUGUUUAACGCUGAAGAGGCAAGCCUCUUUUCAGUUUAAAUUUUCAGGUGGGUUGCCUCUUCAGCGAGUGUUGUAAACUUCAAGGAAAAAACAUUUUGCUUUGAUAUUUCCCCCCAUCUGUCUUGGAGAUCACCAACAGGGGCACAAAGUACUUAGAUCAUUGCAUCCUAUUUAGCUCCAUCUUUUCUGCUAGUAUACCAAAGCCAUUCUGUUCAACACCCCCUUUCUCCUUGCCAUAUUGUCAAUAUUGUCCAUGAUAUGCACAUUCAUUUCCUUGGUCCUGCUGUCAUCUCUGAUCAAGCGGGAUGGAACCCUGGAAACCCUGUGAAACAAUACACGAGACACUCAGGGCCACUGCUGAAAACAGCAGCCCUGCUCUGAAUUCUCUGUCACUUAUCCUGGGGUUUGCUAUCCCUGUGUGGGAUGCUUCCCGGUUCCUGGUGACAGCAGCCAAUGAUUUGGAGCAGUCCAUUGGAACUGAUGGGGAAAUUUGGGGGGCAGGGGAGAGGUUGUGCCACUUGUUAUGGAGGUGGAGGGAGGAAUUUGAUAUGGGGCUCCUGUCUUGAUAUGGGGCUCCUGUCUUUUAGAUAACAUGCAGCUCUGCAUAGAAAUCUCAGUGGGGUGACUGUGUAUCAUAUCGCCUCUGGCUAUCUGAGGAAAGUAGGGCAGUCACCCAAUUAAAUAAAUGUUGAUCAAUGAAUCGAUUCAUUGGUUGGCUAAAUUAUUACAGGUAUUUGCAUAGGUGUGAAAAGCUUCGAAGCAAAAAGUGUCCAUUUUGUCCUCUCUUCUCCAGUGAUGGCCAUGUGUGUCCUUGCAGGCUGUGUCAUAGAAGAGGCAUUCUCUCCUGCGAGAGGGAAGAGUGGGCAUGCCUCUUCUGAGAGAGGGGUCGCCCUGUGGAGGCUUUAUAAGGAUGUGUAUUUAAAAGCUGUUUAUUUAAAACACUUUAUUACACCUGCAGUCUUAUUAACAGGGACAUAUUUCUAGUCCCUCUAGCUUCAGACUUGGAAGGGAUUUUGGAGGUCAUCUUCUGGCCUAGCCCUCUGUUCAGAACUUCAGAUCGAUUAAGAAGUUUUUCUAAGUGAAGGCACAGUUGGAACCUGGCAGUCCCAGAGAAGAGCUGCAGGCAGCCUCCAGCCCAAGCAAGCCUCCUACCCGGCCGCGGUUCCUCCUUCCCCUUCCCCGGGGCCAUUUCUUCUCUUCCAAACUGGGGAUGAUGAUGAAAACCCUGUUCUCCUGCUUUCCCCGCAUGCUGCCACCCCCUGCUCCUCAACUGCUUGCUCUCCCUUUGCGCUUUCUCUCAUUCACCCUCAUGAGCCCCAUUACAGAUAUGGAAUUCUGCUGACAUGGAGGGUGCACCAGCGUGUAUAUGAUCCACACUGAAAGACUCCCCCCACCCAGCCCAGCCCACUGGCUUCACUCUGCCCCCUCCGUUAUCCCUGUCCCUUUCUUUGGGGUUUUAACGCCUGCCCCUGAGCUCAUAUGCUGCGGGGGGCCUUUUGGGUGCUUAAUCCCAGCCUGGCUUAACAGGGCCAUUGUCAGGAGCCGGACCAUGCUGCUGAGAGCGGGCUUUAGCCGGACGUCGCGGCCGGUUCCGUCACUUUUUCAGGCUUCAUAAGCUGCUGUGUAAACACCCCAUUCAUGUUAAGGAAGCAGAGAGAGAAAACAUGCAUGGAAAGCGGAGAGCACGUUCACGCCUGAGCGAGAGAGCAAGGCUGAGCAUAAGUGACUGCAGCACCAGCAGGCCCCAAAGUCUUGGAGGGGGAGCCGGGAAGGUCCUGGACAAAUUGGGGGAGCCGGAAAGUGCCGGCUGCCAUGCUUGUCUCCCCGCCACAGAUCAAAGCAGAUCCCGGGAAGGGGGGGAGGAUGGGAGGGGGGAGUUGAUGUGGCGGCCAGCCGCUGGCUUAGUUCUCACGGAGGCAGCAAAAUUCUGUCUGGGCUGGGGCCGUAUCUAGAGUUGCCAGUUCCCCUGAAAUUCCAGGGUUCACCUGGAUUUUAAGCAUCUCACCCAGAUUGCUUAGCUCACUCCGAUUCACCUCAUUUCAGCUUUCAUUAAAAAACAAAUAAAUCUACAACUCCACCUUGCAGAAGUGGAGUUAUGGAGCAAAAAGCACAGUGGUUAUUUGGCUCCAAAAAUACUUUCAAGCCAAUGUACAUAAUGUGCAAAUCAGGCACCCGCAUUUGGGAAGCCAGGCUAUGGCAACCGCCGGGCCUGUCUCGGACUCUCUCCCCCAUCCCGUCCUGCCCCGGCGUUAAUGAGAACUGAGCUGCCUGCAGGCUGGCCAUUUGUCAGGUAGAGCUGCAGGGUUAACCUGAUGAAUGGCCAGCCUGCAGGCAGCACAGUUCUCGUUAAUGCCGGCGCAGGUCGGGAUGGGGGGAGAGAGGCCAAAUGGAGCUGCUGCUGGGAAGCAGAGGCAUCUGCACCUCCUUUGGUGCCCCCCCCCGGCUCAUUCGGAUGGGCCACUGGCUACUGCUUCAGAGUGAACAAGGCCUUAGUCUGUGUGUGAAAGGAGGACUCCGGGGCAUCCACUGGCCAGUUUUGAAGUGAGGAUGGAGACGUACCAUAGGAUACAGUCAGCCUCCCAUCCAGUAUGUGUGUGUGUGGGCUGGGGGAACCAUUACACAUGCGAGUUUGGAUUCAUCAUCUUUUUUGUAACACUCUGGAUCAGUUCUGGUUUGGACACUAACUUUUAAAAAGUUGGCCGGUAAUUGUUACAGGCACUUUGAACUGGUUUUGAAGCUGCUUAGAUACAUUUCGUGCAGAAUAAUAUCAUUCAGGGUUUCUUAACCUUGGGCCCCCAGAUGUUGUUGGACUACAACUCUCAGAAUCCCCAGACAUGGCCUUUGUGGCUGGGGAUUCUGGGAGUUGUAGUCCAACAACAUCUGGGGGCCCAAGGUUGAGAAACCCAAUGUAGCCCCAUAAAACAGGGGUUCUCCGCCUGAAAUCCUGCUUCCAGUCAGUGUCGACAAUGGACUGACAUACCAUGCAAUGCUUUAUGCACCUUUAGCGCAAUGUAGGUCUUCCUAAUGUGGGUUGCGAAAGUGCACAUGUGCAGACGUGUCAGAAUUUCCCAAGAGACUUGCACAACCGCAUGGCCCUGAUUUCCAAUGGCCGUGCAACUGGGCAGCUCUCUUUAUGCAAUAGCAGCAUUUAUGCAAGUUGCAAUUUCGCAACCUGCAUUAAAAAGACUUUAAAUGUAUCAUUAGUAUUAAGUCGCAGCAACAUCCUCAUUGCCCUAAAUACUUAUAGAGCGUUGUGUGAUAUAUCAGCUACUGUGUUAGAUGGAAAAGGGUCCGACUCUGUGUGAACACAGCGUGGAUUGCCAGCAUCCACGCCUGGAGGCCAGUUGUGCGUGGCACCUGGGCGUGCAUCUGAUUUACACAUGUAGGCAAGCUUGCUUAUGUGGACAGAUCUCUUGAGCCAGACCAGAGGCCCGUGGAGCCUCUAUGCUGGGCUUGGUUUCUGUCUAGGACAUCUCCCCCUCCCUAUAAUAGCCGACACUUUGCGCACAGGAACAAAACUUGACAAGGGAAAAAAAUACACACACACAGCCCCAAAUUACAACCUACAUUCCAAAGUCUGUAUCUAAAGACAAGAGCAGUCUACCUUACCGUGUCUAGGGUUUUGUGUUUCUGCAAGCCUUUUUAUAUUUAUUGUUGCUUUUUAUUAUUUGUAAAUAAAAUGCAUCAAAGCAUCUGGUGAGAACUA
Molecule: messenger RNA, 7033 nt
Organism: Hemicordylus capensis (graceful crag lizard)
Lineage: Eukaryota; Metazoa; Chordata; Lepidosauria; Squamata; Cordylidae
Gene: TINAGL1
Product: tubulointerstitial nephritis antigen like 1
Exons: 12
Coding region: 306-1706 (466 amino acids)
Biological process (GO): proteolysis
Cellular component (GO): lysosome
Molecular function (GO): cysteine-type peptidase activity; peptidase inhibitor activity
Source: RefSeq, a predicted model, not a curated record